CUUGUCGCGCGCCAGUCUGCGCUUGAUAGCCAACGCAGCUGCCUCCAACUCGCAUUCGUCGGCACAAUUUUGAUCGUUGAUAGUUGACAUUCGUGGCUGUUAUAUUUUUGGUUGAAAGCGUUAACUGGCGUGCUAGCAAAGCGGCUUAACUUAUAGAAUCCCAUUUGCUUUGCGAUUUAUCUAUCAAAAUGUCACUGGCCAAAUUCAAAACGCCUCUGGCAUUCCUCGGUCUCUGUCUCUGCCUCAGCUACAAAGUUCGCUCAGCAGUUGCAGCUCCAGCAGCACGCUAUGAAGACAAUCUCAUUGCAUAUCCCACUUCACCCAGCGAAGUUUUACCCAUUGAACCUCUCUUGAUUUAUCCAGAGACAAGAGAGGUUUACUACCAAGCACGCACACUAGACGGCGAUGAAGAGCGCGAUAUUAUCUUUGUGAAGUUGCUGAAGGAUAAAUCCAAUAGCUAUCGACCCAAGCUGCAGCGUCUGGUCGAGAAGAAGGAGCAGCGUCGCAAGGAGCUGAGCAUGAAGGACAUCUUCUUUGUGAAAGCACGAACCAAUGGACAAUUCAGUCACGAGCGUCUCAAGGUGUAUCGACUGCCGGAGUUCUAUGCCAUCAGCGUGUUUCGCAAUGAUGAGAAGUGAGAAGGGAGGAAGCCGAGGAAGAGGAAGCGGAGCGAGAAUCUAUUGCAUUUUUACGAUGCAACAAAGUUGUUUUAAGUUGUUUAAGUGUAAGACGCUAUAAAUAAAUACCUCAAGAGUUGUUUUAA
Drosophila nasuta is the source of this 763-nucleotide messenger RNA. RefSeq lists its product as uncharacterized. The coding region runs from base 189 to 638 and encodes 149 amino acids. The transcript is spliced from 2 exons. Lineage: Eukaryota; Metazoa; Arthropoda; Insecta; Diptera; Drosophilidae. The record is from RefSeq and is a predicted model, not a curated record.